GGCAACAGUGAAUCCAGUCCGGGCAUGGUGAGUCCAGUCUGGUCAAAGGGAGAAUCCAGUCCGGGCAACAGUGAAUCCAGUCCGGGCAACAGUGAAUCCAGUCCGGGCAUGGUGAGUCCAGUCUGGUCAAAGGGAGAAUCCAGUCCGGGCAGAGUGAAAGUGAGUUCAGUCCGCCAACUUAAAACAGUGAGUCCAGUCCGGGCAUAGGAAGUCCAGUCCGGGCAUAGGAAGUCCAGCACAGGCAAAGUGAACCCAGUCUGGUCGAGAGUGAAGUUCUGCUUGACCCCACUUCACUCGGUCUGCAGAGUCGCGCUGUGGAGUGAUUGGUCUCCACCAGAGCCAGCAGCCUGCUUGAGGGCCUCGUCUCGCCGCCGGUGUCAGAGCAGAGAACAACGCCAAAAGACGGACGGUACAAGCGCAAUGCACUGUCCUGCAGUGUUGUGUAAGUGCCGUUCAUAAUCGAUUAUCCGGGCUGCUGCUUCCACCGUUAUCCGGCGGUCCCGAGCCGAUCCGGCGAAACCGCUCCAAAGGGCUGCAACCAGGUCAGGAGAUCGGCGCCGUUUGCGUGACAAAAAACAAGGGAUGGUGUGACCACUGUCAAGUUUAGCUGAAAGAGCCGAUAGAUAAAAGGUCCCAUUCGUCUUUCCCAACCGCUCUUCAAAUCACGUGCGGUGACCAUGAAUCCUCACACUGGGAGACGCCGCCUGAACCACUGGGUGGAGGACUUGUUCCCCGCCAGGUAUGCCUGCACUUCAGACGACCUUCUCGGCAGCGACGAGCCGUCACCUUCGUUGGCGGCGGGGGAACAGGCUCGCCAGAGUCGAGCCCGGCGCCUGAAGGACAUUUACGGCGCCGUGUUCAGAGAACAGGCGGAGGCGGCACGUGAAGCCCGGCUGAAGCACAUCGCCAGCAGCAUGGUUCGCGAGUACCCCGAGGAAUCCGCCGCGCGAGACGACCUCGCGGGGUCUCCUCGCGAGUCGGAGCGGCGCGCGGACGGCGCGGGCGACGUGGAUGUGGAGGAGCUGACGACGGAGCCGAGGUGCUUGUGGAGCAAGGAAGAUGUGGCCGUCUUCAGACGCAACGCCGAAGAGAAAGACGCGCAGCUUCGCAGGCUGAAGUCUGUAUUGACGGUGUCGGAAGCGGACAGGGGUGAGCUGAGGGCUCGCUGCGAGCGCCUGGAGAAGGAUCUGGGCGAGAGCGUGAGGACGGGGUUGGCCGCCCGGCAGGAGGCGGACAGGCGGGCGAUGCACUGCCGGCAGCUCGAGUGUGAAGUGCACAAGCUGCAGAAGUCACUUGGAGCCCUGCAGGAGGUUGUGAGUGCAGCGCAGAGCCAGGCGUCGCAGUGCCGCAGGGACCUUCACGUGGCGCGGCUGCAGCAGCAGCAGCUGAGGGCGCGGAAACAGGAAAUGAAAUCGGAGCUGCAAAAAGCGUCGCAGGAGUUUUUGCUGAAGGAGGCCGAGCUGCACGGGGAGAUGGAGCUGCGCUACAAGUCGGCGCUGGCGGAGCUGCAGGCCGAACUGGGGCGGACGCGCGAAGAGCUGCAGAGGGAGCGGCAGGCGCGCGGUCGAGAUCUGGCGUCCCUGGAGUUGCUUCGACGGCACUUUCUCAAUCUGCAGGCUCCCAGGGUCGAUGACUGCAUGAAGAUUACUCAUUGGUAGCAUUGUAAAUGAGCGGACGUUGACGUGAAGACGUGUCCUCGGUCGCAGAUCGUAAGCGGUUCUAGUUGAAGAGCGUCUUGACAAAA
This is a messenger RNA of Lethenteron reissneri (Far Eastern brook lamprey), 1744 nucleotides long. RefSeq names its product polyamine-modulated factor 1-binding protein 1-like. Lineage: Eukaryota; Metazoa; Chordata; Hyperoartia; Petromyzontiformes; Petromyzontidae. The record is from RefSeq and is a predicted model, not a curated record.